AUGGAAUUGGCUGGGUUGAGCUGUGCUCAAGCAAUUCAUAGUGUUUAUAAUAAAGGAAAAGUGCUUGUAAUAACUGGUCCAGGCAAUAAUGGAGGUGAUGGAUUUGUUUGUGCUAGACAUUUGAAACAUUUUGGUUUUACGCCAACUAUAGUUAAUCCUAAACCUUCAAAAAAUGAAUUGAUGCAGCGAUUAAUUAUUCAAACUCAACAACUUGGAAUUGAACAAUUAGAAUCAUUACCAAAAGAUUUGAGCAAUUUCAAUUUAAUUGCUGAUGCUAUAUUUGGUUUUAGUUUUAAGCCUCCUAUUAGAGAACCUUUUACACAAAUUAUUAAACAACUGGCCGAGCAAAAGGAUUUACCUAUUUUUUCUAUUGAUAUUCCAUCAGGCUGGGAUGUUGAAAAAGGACCUCCUAAAGAUGAAACACCUACAAUUAUGCCUGAUUCUCUAAUGUCUCUCACAGCCCCAAAAUUGUGUGCUAAAUAUUUUAAAGGAAGGCAUCAUUUUAUUGGUGGACGUUUUCUACCUCCAAAAAUCUCAGAAAAGCUAAAUUUGCCUGAAUAUGAAGGAUCAAGUCAAUUUAUAAAAAUUUAA
This is a messenger RNA of Meloidogyne enterolobii, 591 nucleotides long. Lineage: Eukaryota; Metazoa; Nematoda; Chromadorea; Rhabditida; Meloidogynidae. The record is from the annotation of a GenBank genome assembly.